GUGCUCAGCUCCAUGCGUACCGAGGGUGACCCGUUGGACCUCCGCUUCAGUCUCAUGCAGCCCUACCAGCUUCUGUCCGUGGAGCUGCCUGAAGGACCCCAACAAGGAUCCCACACCACCACCACCGGGACGUCCUGGGCAGACGCCUGCGUGUACGAGUGUGCCCGUGGCCGCCUCCAUCGUCUCUCGGCGACCCGUAUCCCCCUCUCCUCGCGCCCCGUCUCCUGCUCCCGCCACCCCUCCUCGACCACCCUGCUACUGGGCCUCAGCGACUCCUCUCUGGUCCUCUACGAUGAGAGGAGAGGGGUGUCGCUGCUCGCCCCCUGCCCCAUACCGCCCGUCCUGAUGGCCUGGCACCCUGCAGGGGGGGUGGUGGUGGUGGGGGGAGGCCAAGGGGAGCUGAUGACCCUGGAUGUGGCCUUGGCUCCCCUAGGUAGAAACAACUUUUAUUUUUAAAGGCCAGCACUCACUUUUCCCCCUUUUAUUAGCAUUUUGUAUGUUUUAUUGAAUAGAGGAGAGACAGUGGGAAAGAUGGGUAGAGAGUGUGUCACAAAGGCAGUGGGCCGGAUUCGAACCAAUUCCGACACCGGCAUACAUGUGUGCUGCAGGCGAAUGCACUGACCUCUAGACCACAACAUUCACUUGAAUAUAAGUUGCAAUUGAAGCUUUGUUUUACCAUGUCUUAGUAGACCACGUAGUGUCAAACAUCUCAGCUGGCACCUUCCUCAGUGGGCGUGGUGCAUAUGAGACACACCUGAAUGGCCUUUCUGUAAUAGUCAGACACGGCCCCCAUACAAUGUUGCAGCUUCAUUAUGUUACAAUAUACCUUUAUUUAUACAUAAUAAAAAAAUACUGUCUAUUUUCAAAUAGGGCUUUACGUUUUCUGUAAUUCUUUGUUGUUGAGACAUUUUGUGUGUGAAAUAACACUUUAAAUAAAUGUUUAAUUUGAUUGAUUCAUUAUUUGUAAUGAUUUUGCUCCUCUAGGGUUGACCCUGGUGGGAGAGGACCCAGCCCCAGCCACCACCACUCUGAGGCUGACCCAGCAUCUGCGCUGUCCUGGGGGGCUGGAGGGGCUGCAGUGGGCUGGGGGGACGGGGCUGGAUGGAGGGGGAGAGGGAGUGGAUACACUGAUGCUGGCUUUCCACGGAGGACCACUGGCCGCACUGAGAUUCAGACUG
Messenger RNA from Coregonus sp. 'balchen', 1178 nucleotides. The record is from the annotation of a GenBank genome assembly. NCBI's taxonomy places the organism in Eukaryota, Metazoa, Chordata, Actinopteri, Salmoniformes, Salmonidae.